AUGGGCUGCAUCCUGACCAAAGUCUGUCAAGAUGAAGAUCCGCUCAUGCUUGGAGAUCCAGAUUUGUACAAUUGUGAGCAGAAUGAGAUCACAACGCUGCCAUCCAGCCGCGUGCUAUCUCUAGACUCCAGUGGCGUCUCAGAACGGCAUCAGGUGACGCCCGUAUACAAAACGACUGAGUUAGGAUCAGACACAGACUCUCUGAGUCUGCUCGUAUAUGGGGGAGGUGUCCCAGGCGUAGCUCUAGAAACCGACGGCGCGGAUUCGCCCGAGCUCACAGGCACUCGAGAUGGAGGCUACAAGUCCCGCAACGGACGAUUGCAGUGGGGACUACCUCUCUCUGUCGGAGCGACUGCUAGCCUUGGACCAGGCGAAUGCAUCGCUGGAGGCAACCAUGGAGCGCUUGGCCCCAUUAGAAAUGGAGGUUGUUGCACUCCGUGCUCAGAACCAGUUGCUGGUUCAACUUCUGGUUGA
Plasmopara halstedii is the source of this 474-nucleotide messenger RNA. RefSeq names its product protein phosphatase. NCBI's taxonomy places the organism in Eukaryota, Oomycota, Peronosporomycetes, Peronosporales, Peronosporaceae. The coding region runs from base 1 to 474 and encodes 157 amino acids. The transcript has 3 exons. The record is from RefSeq and is a predicted model, not a curated record.